This is a messenger RNA of Cicer arietinum (chickpea), 1899 nucleotides long. RefSeq names its product two-pore potassium channel 3-like. Gene Ontology annotation, cellular component: plasma membrane; plant-type vacuole membrane. Gene Ontology annotation, biological process: stabilization of membrane potential; potassium ion transmembrane transport. Gene Ontology annotation, molecular function: potassium ion leak channel activity; outward rectifier potassium channel activity. The record is from RefSeq and is a predicted model, not a curated record. NCBI's taxonomy places the organism in Eukaryota, Viridiplantae, Streptophyta, Magnoliopsida, Fabales, Fabaceae.
UCGCAGAAUUGUGCAUUCACAUAGUUAGUAGUACAAUACAGACUCUUUGUUAGAAAUCAGACAAUUUAGAGUUAAACCUCGAUAAAUAAGUAACUAUUAUUAUAAAUUAAUGAUAAAAAUAGAAUGGUUGAGAUUCUCUUGUAGUCACUAGGAAUCCAUUUCCACAAACAACUAACCUCCUUUCCUCUUGUUUGACUUGUAGUUGAAAGAACCUAUGAUACUAGCUUGCUACCACCAUUAGUAUCUCCAAUUCAAAUCUGAUCAAUGCACAAUGCAUGAGCCUCUCCUCACCCUUUUCUCCACUAAAGGAGAAACACAGUCACCAAGUAAACCAUUACUCAAUCAACAACAACCUUUCCAUGACCUUGUUCCCUCCCCAACACUAUCUCAAUCAAGUUCUUCUCAUGUCAUCAAUGAAUCCAAAAACACUUCUUGUAUUAACCUCAUAGCGAACUUAAGCAUCGUGAAAGGGAAGAUUACUCAUCGAUCCCGCUCUGCUCCAUCCUUAUUUUUCACCGACAUGAGAGUGGAUUUUCAUGAGCCUUUUGAACAUAGUCAUGCACAUAAGUCGUCAAGUUUAAUAGUUAGACUAUCUUUCACUAUUGUUUUCUUGUAUGUGGCUAUUGGGGUUACAGUGUACAUGAUAAGUGGGAGUUUCAAAGGAACUACUACAUUCAGGCCUGUUGAUGCUGUGUACUUUACAAUGGUAACUCUAUGCACUAUAGGGUAUGGAGAUAUUGUUCCUGAUACCAUGUUUACAAAGAUGUUUACAUGUGGUUUCAUUUUGGUGGGUUUUGGAUUUAUUGGUUUUAUGCUUAAUGAAUUGGUUGUAUACAUUUGUGAUACAAAUGAGGCAUUCUUAUUAAGCAUGAUGGAUGAAGAUAGAUACAAGAAAAUUCUUAGGACUUAUAUGGUUGAUGAAGAGAAAAGAAGAAUGAGAAUAAGAACCAAAGUUUGUGUUGCUUUGAUUGUUGUUAUUGUCUGCAUUGCUAUUGGAACAGUUACAGCACACUUUGUAGAGGAUAUGAGUUGGGCUGAUAGUUUUUAUCUCUCCAUUACUUCGGUUACAUCGGUUGGUUACGGAGAUCGUUCUUUCAGAACUUUAACUGGAAGAUGUUUUGCGAUUCUGUGGCUUUUGGUAAGCACGUUGGCAGUUGCAAGGGCGUUUCUAUACCUCACUGAUUAUAGUAUGCAAAAGAGAAGCCGCGAGAUGGCAAAAAGGGUUCUUCAGAAGAAGAUAACCUUAUCUGAUUUGGCGGCUGCAGACCUUGAUAAUGAUGGAUCAAUCAGUAAGUCUGAAUUUGUCAUAUACAAGCUUAAGCAAAUGGGGAAGAUUACUGAGAUAGACAUUCUGCAAAUUAGCAAACAAUUUGAUUCCUUGGACCAUGGCGCAUAUGGGAAGAUAACUCUAGCUGACCUCAUGGAAACUGUCUAAUUCAACAAUCUCUUCAAAAAGUGUAAACCAGUACAAGAGACCACCACCACUAUUCUGAACUUUUGGCCAUGUUUGCAGUUUUGUUCCAUGGAUGGAGUAGCUGUUCCAGCAACUUAAACCUGUAACCGUAUCAUCAAGUCACAAUAGCCCAAAAAAUGGAAUUUCAUGGACGGUUGAAGUUGCAGAAGCUCAUGAUAUCAUAAGGUAUCAAAAAUGAAAAAUCUUUGUACGAACUUCACGAAGUAUAAAUGGAAUUUAUGUAUUGCAUGAAGCAAACAUAUAUGAAUCUUGGAAGCCAUAUUUACAAACUCCAAUAAAGCCAAGCCAUUUAGGCAUAAAUCAACACCUCUUUGCACUGUAAUCUAUAACAUAUAUAAACGGGAUACACCAUUUUGGUGUAGCCAUUUUUAUUUUCCAAAAUUACCAUUGCUUCUCAAAUUUAAUAAACUACAUCAAAUUCAAUA